Messenger RNA from Raphanus sativus (radish), 562 nucleotides. Its product is annotated as B3 domain-containing protein REM12-like. NCBI's taxonomy places the organism in Eukaryota, Viridiplantae, Streptophyta, Magnoliopsida, Brassicales, Brassicaceae. The transcript has 2 exons. The coding region runs from base 64 to 429 and encodes 121 amino acids. The record is from RefSeq and is a predicted model, not a curated record. Gene Ontology annotation, molecular function: DNA binding.
GAAUCCCAAGAAAGUGAAGAGGAGAGUCUUGGAGACGAAAGCAGCUCACAGGAAAGAUUUGGGAUGGUGAAAAGGGAGAAUAGCUCAAGAUGCAGAGCUUCAUCUUCAUAUAGUCAAGACCCAUAUGUGAAAGUAACUCUUACACCGAGAGCUCUUAAAACCUCUAAACUGAUGCUCCCGCUGGAUUUCACACGGGUGAAUGGCAUCAACAAGCCAGGGAAGAUGAUUCUGUUAGAUAAAGAUGGAGUGAAGAAACAGGUGGUGGAUCUUUUGGAGCACAACAGAAACACCGGAAUAAUGCGAAUUGGAAAAGGGUGGAAAGAGUUCUGUGAGGCUCAUGGUGUAAAGGUAGGAGAGUCCUUUCUGUUGGAACUCAUUCGGGCGAAAGAAGAAGUCAUUCCGGUGCUUAAGUUUUGCACCAAACUUUGAGACUCUUGUUGUGUCCAGAGAAGAUGAUUCAUUCAUGUGGUGUUCCACUACAAUAUAUUUUUCUUACUAUCUGUCAAGUUUAGUUGCAGCAGCUUUUUGACUGCAUAUUAUUUUCUUGUUGCUUCUGGCUAGA